Molecule: messenger RNA, 312 nt
Organism: Carya illinoinensis
Lineage: Eukaryota; Viridiplantae; Streptophyta; Magnoliopsida; Fagales; Juglandaceae
Product: TMV resistance protein N-like
Exons: 2
Coding region: 1-312 (103 amino acids)
Biological process (GO): defense response
Molecular function (GO): ADP binding
Source: RefSeq, a predicted model, not a curated record
AUGUUGAUGAGAAACAGGUUGCGGAAUAAAAAGGUUCUUAUCAUCCUUGAUGAUGUGGAUUGUGAAAAGCUACUGUCGGCAUUAGCAGGGGAUCAGAAAUGGUUUGGUCCAGUUGAGCCGCUUCAAACCGCCGAUGCUUUGCAGCUAUUUAGUUUGUCAGCCUUCGACAAAACCAAUCCUCCAGAGAAUUACAAGUAUCUAUCUAUGAAUUUUGUGCAUUAUGCCGGAGGCCUUCCUUUAGCUCUUAAAGUUUUGGGUCGCUUCUUAUUUGAGAGAACGAUAGAUGCAUGGAAAAGUGCUAGGGAUCAAUAG